Messenger RNA from Medioppia subpectinata, 264 nucleotides. The record is from the annotation of a GenBank genome assembly. Lineage: Eukaryota; Metazoa; Arthropoda; Arachnida; Sarcoptiformes; Oppiidae.
UUUUUAAAACAUUACUUUUUGUGACAAAUUAUUUCUUGUUUUGCCAACAAAUCAAUUGAAUCCAUGGAUAACGAGUCGAUCCGUGAGUACUACGAGCGAGAGUUGGCCAAUGAGAACAGUCCGGCCAUCGCGACCCUCAAGACAUUGAUUGAGUUCCUCAAGAAAGACAUAUCGUUGACAGCCUUAGGUCUUCGCGAGAACGUCCGGUCGGCCAUUGAAUUGCUGAAGAAUAUUGAGCCCAUCACUGAAGUGGAAUCAGUCGCU